UCCGUGCCACCGCUCCCCUUCCCGGCCCCAAACCGGGGAGCUCGGCACCGCUCCCCUGAGGGCCGCAGCCGCCCCCGGGGGCCGUUGCCCCGCCGCCAUCUCCUGCCACCCCCCCUCAGAGAAGGCGGCGGCUGGCGGCGGGCCAGCGGCGCUGCGGGUAUUAAUAGGGGAGCCCCGGGGCCAAGCUCCGGUCCCGGCUGCAGCGAGGAGCAGGAGGGCUCGGCACGGAGGGAGGCUGGAGGAGAUGGAGGUUGGUAUUUGCAAACAGGAUAUGCUCCAGAAGAAAAAGAAUGCUGUCUUGGUGGAUGGGGUCAUCCUAAAUGGUCCAAUAAUGGACUCAAAAGCAGGAGAGAAGUUUGUGGAAGAGGCCUGUAAGAUUAUCAUGGAAGAAGUGAUCCAGAAAGCUAAUGAUGUCACAGAAAAGGUUUGUGAAUGGCGGGCCCCGGAAACACUGAAGAAGAUUCUUGAUCUGGAAAUGAGAGACACUGGAGAAUCUCAUCAGAAACUCUUGCAACUCUGCCAGGAUGUUAUACAAUACAGCGUCAAAACCAGUCAUCCAAGAUUUUUCAAUCAGCUGUAUGCUGGAAUAGAUUAUUACUCAUUAGUGGCUCGUUUCAUUACCGAAGCAUUGAACCCAAGUGUAUAUACAUAUGAAGUAUCCCCCGUGUUUCUGUUAGUGGAAGAGACAGUCAUCAAGAAAAUGAUUGAGUUCAUAGGCUGGGAAGAAGGUGAUGGCAUAUUUAAUCCAGGUGGCUCUGUUUCUAAUAUGUAUGCUAUGAACUUGGCAAGAUACAAGUUUUGUCCUGAGAUAAAAGAAAAAGGGCUUUCAGGUUUGCCAAGACUAGUCCUGUUCACUUCAGAAGAGUGUCACUACUCCAUGAAGAAGGCAGCCUCUUUUCUGGGUAUUGGUACAGAGAAUGUUUACUUCAUCAAAACAGAUGAAAGAGGUAAGAUGAUACCUGAGGAACUGGAGAAACAAGUCCAGCGGGCCAGGAAAGAGGGGUCAGCACCAUUUCUUGUCUGUGCUACUGCAGGCACAACAGUGCUGGGAGCAUUUGAUCCUCUGGAUGAAAUUGCUGAUAUCUGUGAAAAGCAUGGCCUCUGGCUUCAUGUAGACGCUUCUUGGGGUGGCUCAGCUUUGAUAUCAAGGAAGCACUGUAGACUUCUUCAUGGCAUCCACAGGGCUGAUUCUGUUGCUUGGAAUCCCCAUAAAAUGCUGUUGGCUGGAAUCCAGUGCUGUGCUCUUCUGGUGAAAGACAACUCUGGCCUCCUGAAGAAGUGUUACUCUGCCAAGGCUGCGUACCUGUUCCAGCAGGACAAGUUCUACGAUGUCAGCUAUGACACUGGUGACAAGUCCAUUCAGUGCAGCAGGCGUCCGGAUGCAUUCAAAUUCUGGCUGAUGUGGAAGGCGCUGGGAACCACAGGCCUCGAGGAGAGAGUGAACAGGGCACUGGCUUUGGCUAGAUAUCUAGUGGAGGAAAUUAAGAAAAGAGAGGGAUUCCAGCUUCUUCUGGAGCCGGAGUAUGCAAAUGUUUGCUUUUGGUACAUUCCACCGAGUUUAAGAAAAAUGGAGGAUGGACCUGAAUUUUGGCAGAAGCUACAUGAGGUUGCUCCAAUAAUUAAGGAAAGAAUGAUGAAGAAGGGCAGCAUGAUGCUUGGGUACCAGCCUCACCGGGGCAAAGUCAACUUCUUCCGCCAGGUGGUGAUCAGCCCACAAGUGAGUCGAGAGGACAUGGACUUCUUGCUGGAUGAAAUUGAACUGCUCGCUAAGGACUUGUAGCUGUAGCUCUUCAGCACCAGGCGCUGCUCAUGUGUGAUAUUUAUGGACAGAGAAUGGCAGCAGCAUCCUGGUGCUAUUUUGUGAAAGGUAGUAAAAAGCUUGACAUAUAGGUUGGAAACCGUUGUUUAACAUAGUGAUGUUCAGAGAGCUUUGCAGGUAGAAUACCUCUUCACACAAAAGUAUUUGCUGAUGGGGGCUGAGACAGACCAGUGCUUGCAGCACCACCACCAUUCUGGGAAGUGUUUCCUUGGGGGAACACUUCUGAAAAUGGUGUCCGUGUCCCAAGGAGGGCAGCUGUUUAUGGGGUGCCUGUGCACAGUGUAGCUCAAAGUGAUCGCUUAUAUAUACAGGCAAUACUCCUCUUGAGUUACUGGUAGUAGUGAAUUUAGCUCAAUGAGCUUUAAAAUGCUAGUUAGUUCUCUGUCUACUCUGUCAAAACUGUAUUUUGGUAUGUGUUUAGGGGUAGAGGCCUAGUUGGUAUUUACAGAAAGACUGGAAAUCAUGAACUUAAGGAGUUCCUCAGGGCCCCUUAUUAGGUGAGUUGCCCAGAUUUUCCACUGUGAGCACCAUCAGGCAAUAGAACAAGGGCCUGGCAGGGUUGUGCAGUCACCGUCCUUGGAGAUUUGCAGGGUCUGGCUGGACAAAGCCCCAAAAAGUCAACAUUGACCCUGCUUUUAGCAGGUAGAACUAGAUGACCUUCUAAGGUCCCUUCCAACCUAAAUGAUUUUUUGAUUCUGUGAAGUCAAAUGAUUAGGCCUGGUCAGUGUUUGCCAACGUUGCCCACACAAAACAUCACCAGUGCUACAGCAGUGCUGAGAAUAUAGGAAAGGUGUCUUAGAAAUACUUAACUCUUUGGUAACAGGAGUUACCUGUAAUUUCGGAACUGUUGUUCAUCUUCCUCUAUUUUUAAAGCAUAAAUAUUUAUUUAACAGAUUUAGAUGCGCUUUAAAAUUAUUGCAGAGAAAAAAAAAAGCAUAUUUACCUGAAAGAUGUGUAUUUUUAAGCAUAGUAACUGUAUGUUAAGAAUGUAGCAAAAAUACGUAUUUGUCAUUGUCUGUCUAUAUUUGCCUACAGAUUUUAGGUGACUUGGUUUUAUGUUAUGAGUGUAUAAUUUAUAUUUUGGCACUGAAAUUAAGGUGGCAGUGAUCAGUGAAAGCCUGAUUGUUCUUAGGAUGGGAACUACCAAAGUAUUUCUGGUCAACCUUAAGAUGCAAAAUGAGGUUCUAAACUUUGUCUUCAUGUUAAGAAUUAUAGUAUACUUCUGAUUUGUUUUCAUUCUAGCUAUAAAAUAAUCAAUUUUGUGAAGACAAAAAUUUAUUUCUUGGGGUAAAGUUCUUGCAGCAGAUUAAUUGAAAUAACACUGUAUUUCACACUGUAAUCAACACCUACUUACCUUAGUGUUUUAAUGGUUGUUCCCUAUCCUGUAUUCGAGGUAACACCGACCAAUAUGAACCUUUCUGCUAUAACAUUUUCUGUAUUGCUGAAAGUUGUCUUUAAACACAAUGCUUUUAUGUUUUCAAUUCCUACAUUGUACUAGGAUCCAAAAUUGCGUGACAUUCCUACUUCCAAUCUCCAGGAUGAUGGUAUAGAAAGUUUAGAAAAGGUCACGAUAACCAAGGAGGUCACAAUAUCAAAGCAGUAGAUAAGAGGAAGAAUCAAAUCUGCAGAACUUGACGGAUGUCUUUAACAGUGUCCUGGAAGUGAAUUUUCUUGUGCUACUCUAGGGAGUCAUUGGAUUUCAAACCAAACCCCGUGUUGAUAUUAACAUGAAAAUAAAUGGCAGAAUAUGGCCCCUGGAUUCUGCCCUGUAAUAUGUGCAGAAUACUUUUUUAUUACUUUGUGCUUUUGGGUUUACCAGUUAUCAUGAUUUUGGAAAACAUUUCACUAAUUUCAGGGCCCAUAAAGCUUAUUUAGCCUCCCAGCCAGUUGCAGAGUGUGGCAAGGGGUGCUGAAUGGAUGCAAUGACUUGGCUUUUGCUUCUUAUGGUGGAUAGGACUGCUAACCCUCCUCCUUUUCUUUUUCGUCCUUGAAGUGAAAGACAUGAUAGUGUCAGGAUUUUUUGAUUAUGAUCCGGAAUCUUGGUGAGUACUUAAUUUUUGAUUCAGGGGAAGCUAUGUCACCUUCCAUCAGCGAAGAAUUUGACCUGUGGUGUUUUUUUGAUGACACUACUGUCAAAAAAGUGUUGUCUCUCUUCAUGUUAGUGCAUUUCUCUGUGCAGAUACUGUAGUGGCUGCAGUUCUUUUUUAAAUGAGAGAACUUUUUCAAUGUUUGCAGAAAGUGUGUCUCAAGCCAACAUGUGGGCUGAUGUCUUUGAAGGUGUAGUUUAACCUUCCAGUGUGAUGUGAGUACUUCAUCUGAUCUCUAUAUAUUUUCUAUUGUUUCUGACCCUUUAACACAUCCAAUGUGCGCGAUAUGGUGGUCUCAUUUCAGGACUAAUGUAAUUUUUUCAUAGCUGCUUAUUUAGAACUGGUAUGUACAAAACGUGUAUUUUGUAGCUAAUCGUUUUAAUAAAAAGUGAAGUAAAUGAUACCCAUAAAAA
Molecule: messenger RNA, 4319 nt
Organism: Anas platyrhynchos (mallard)
Lineage: Eukaryota; Metazoa; Chordata; Aves; Anseriformes; Anatidae
Gene: GADL1
Product: glutamate decarboxylase like 1
Biological process (GO): carboxylic acid metabolic process
Cellular component (GO): cytoplasm
Molecular function (GO): pyridoxal phosphate binding; carboxy-lyase activity
Source: RefSeq, a predicted model, not a curated record